GAUGCGUCUCCUGCAGUUCUUCAUCCUCUGGUUCAUCGUUUCCUUCACGACUGCCGCCCCGACUUCCCACCAACCCAAGCACUCUAAUUCAAGUGGACACACCGCCACCAAGCCCCACAAGCCCGCGCCGAACGGGCAGGCUGCUCACCCGUCUGGUCAUAGCCAUGCCGUCGCCAUCCACCCUGGUCACCCCAAAACCCACCACUCUUCCUCCCAUGUCAAGUCAAGCUCAUCCACCCCUGCCGGCCACGCUGAUCAGCAUGGCAUGCACUCCCCGGGACAUCCUGAAAGCUCGAGUUCAAGCACCACUCACGCAAGCAGCCAUGAAAAAGGCGCCUUAGGUUUUAGUGGCCCUAUUUACCGUCUUGGUCACAGCCUUAAAUCGGUCCAGGGCAAAAAUCUGAGGGCUGGAGAUUGGAAGACAUCCCCAACAAACGCAGACCAUAAGACGAAAGAUCUGAAGCACGGCCUAUCGUUGGAUGAAAGCCUUGAUAACCUGAAGGCGAAGAUGAACAAGGUCAAGAAAGAAGGCAAGCCUCGCAAUACCAGCAAGGAUCACUACUGGUACUUAGAUCCGAAAGAACUGGAGAACCACGAGCAUUUCAAGGAUUUCAAAUUGGUACCUGACGGACAGGAAAAGGGUACCACGCAUGUAACUCUCGCCUGGAACGGGCCUGACAUACACCAUGACGCCUUGGUCGACAAGAUAAAUAGACUUCCCUGGAAGCCAGUUCCGAAGGAGGCUCCCAAUACCAACAAGUCUUA
Molecule: messenger RNA, 765 nt
Organism: Cyclocybe aegerita
Lineage: Eukaryota; Fungi; Basidiomycota; Agaricomycetes; Agaricales; Hemipholiotaceae
Source: the annotation of a GenBank genome assembly